This is a messenger RNA of Lindgomyces ingoldianus, 2016 nucleotides long. RefSeq lists its product as uncharacterized. Lineage: Eukaryota; Fungi; Ascomycota; Dothideomycetes; Pleosporales; Lindgomycetaceae. Bases 1 to 2016 code for a protein of 671 amino acids. The transcript is spliced from 4 exons. The record is from RefSeq and is a predicted model, not a curated record.
AUGGAUAAACUCAAGACGAAGGCGCGUUCAGCACGCAAUGUCCUGGCGGAACGAACGUCACGAGGCACUGGCAGCGGCUCACUCUCCGUUCCCCAUUCCAGCCUGGCCCCGGAGGAUAAUGCAUCCACGACCGCCGUUAACGAAGGCUAUCUGGGGCCACAGCCGGGAACUGCGGCACGCGAUUUUGCAGCUCUUGACCCGCAAGCUCUAGUGCCAGAGCCACCGACUUCGUUGCAAUCCUCCGUAGACGCGGGAAAGCCGGUGCCAGUUCCGUCAAGUUCUGGUUCUACUUCGAGACUGCAAGUGCCCGGCAUGGGAAGCAGCCCCCCCUCCAGCAGCAGACAGUCGCAAACUCAACCUCGCCGGCCGUCGGUUGGAGCACGACAACCCAGUAUUGGCAUCAGGCGAAUGCCCUCAUCACAAGCACUACGACAAGCUGCUGCAGGUCAUAAUGGAGGUUCCAACCUCCAACUCACCCAAACAUGUUCGCGAUUACCGGCCCUAGAAGAGGAAUGCGCGCAAGAUGAUAUUUCAUCAAGCUCCUCAGACACCUCCACAACCCAGGGGGAACAGCCGAGUCGGUUAAGGAGAGCUAGCUUUGCUCUCAGAUCGAAGUUCGGAUCUAAGAAAGAGAAACAAAAAGACGGGGAGGCUGGCAAAGUUCCUGAAACUCAAGCUCAAGCCGACGAGUCAAGGGAAUAUGCUUCGAACAUGGUUGACGUAUUGGAUACCAUAGAUCCUGAAGUCCAAACCCUAACUUCUUUAACAAACGUCCAGAAUUCUCUCUUCAUCCCAAAUCUUGGUCGAUGGGUGAAUCGACGCCCUACAUAUGUACUGCGACAAAGUCCGAGCGAAACCGCUAGUUUGCAGGAGAUAAACUCAGUCUUGGCGACCGCCCGUCAAGAGGAGGAGAAACAGGGAGGAGCUCCUAAGCUGGAGCGAAGUCAGACAGGCACGACUGUGGCGACUAUGGCGACUCUGGCUACAAUCGACUCGAGAUUGAGCGAUUCGCGCUUUGCGGUACUUCCGCAUGGUACAUCACUGGAGGGCUGGAGCAAGGAGGACAAAGCAGAGCUAAAUGACCAUGUGAGGCAUAUGCUACACUCUAAGCGAUCAAAGUUCAAGCGCUCCAUGAAAGGGUUUGGACAAUAUGUCCGACGGCCGCUCGGUUUUUUGGUCACAUUAUAUGCCACGCUUAUUACCCUUUUUGGCCUGGCCUGGGUCCUCUUUUUGAUUGGCUGGAUCAACGUCGGAGGAAGGCAACUCUACAUCAUCAACGUUAUCGAUAAUAUUAUGGUCGCACUCUUCGCUGUCGUCGGGGAUGGCCUUGCUCCUUUCCGCGCUGUCGACACGUACCAUAUGAUUUACAUCGCUCACUACCAUCACUACACCUGGUCACGGCGGAAGAAGGAGAUGCUCCCAGAGCUCCAUGACCACAACGAUCUACCAGCAUCAAAUGCUCCGAUCGCUGUGCCUACAGAUUCGGCCGACGUGGAAAAGCAAUGGGAGUUUACUGUUCUAACUCCAAAACAGCAAGCCAAGCUUGAGCACCACCAGGAGAAGUUCAGCAAAUCGCAUUCCUUCUACAAGCCACAUGAGACGGAAACACACCACGCUUUCCCUCUCCGCCUCCUUAUAGCCAUCGUAGUGCUUCUAGACUGCCACUCCCUGUUCCAAAUUGCACUCGGCACAUGCACAUGGGCAAUAUAUUAUAAAGAUCGACCAUUCGCCUUGACCACGGUUAUCCUUUGCUGCUCAAUUACUUGCAACGCAACUGGUGGCUUGUUGAUUUGGAUUGGUGAUAAGAAGACGAGGAAGAAGGAUGUCAUGGAACGGAUGAAUAGGCAAGAGCUAACGGAGGAGGCUAUGCACAAAGUGGAAAAGAAACGAGAGCGAGAGAGUGAGAGCGAAAGGGAAGACGAGGAUGGUAUUUCGAAGGUGAAAGAGGGAAGGCACUCCCUAACGCUAUCAAGAAAGCAUCACCCAAAGAAGGAUGAACAGAGCGCGUAUCCAUAG